AUGGCCGCCAAGGCCUCCUUCAGAGGGGGCUUCUUCAGGCCGAGGGGCACCUUCAGGAAGUCGACCGUCACCUUGAGGGACUCUAUUUUGAACACUGGGCUGGGCUCGUCUCAGGAGAAAUCGGUGCGCCCGCCGGAGGGGCGCUGGGGCUGGAGACGGGCGCUGUCCCCCGUGCGGGCGGUCACCGGGGCGCUCGGGGCAUCCUCAGCGGGCGGCGGGGACGGCAUCCAGCUGGCGGCCGCCGCGGCAUGGGGGCCGCUCACGGGUCGGGCAUCCGCGCCGGGGCUCCGAGCAUGUGGGCACCUUUGUGCGCGCCCCCCCCCCCCCCGCGCCCAGCGCCACGAAAAUCCCGGGGCUGCUGCGGCGGCGGCGGCGGCCGAGGAGGAGGAGGAGGAGGCGGAGGAAGAGGAGGAGGAGGAGGAGGAGGAGGAGGAGGAGGAGGCGGAGGAAGCCCCGGCUCCCAGCGGAGCGGCCCCAAAGGCCCCGCCGCUCCCCGGUGUUGCGUGA
This is a messenger RNA of Cygnus olor (mute swan), 507 nucleotides long. RefSeq names its product flagellar radial spoke protein 2-like. Bases 1 to 507 code for a protein of 168 amino acids. NCBI's taxonomy places the organism in Eukaryota, Metazoa, Chordata, Aves, Anseriformes, Anatidae. The transcript has 4 exons. The record is from RefSeq and is a predicted model, not a curated record.